GACAUACUGUCCAGUAUCAAAAUAAGUGUAAAGUUCACAGUCCCUUUUGGCAGAGUGUGAAAGAGUUAGCAACUGGUGUUAAAGGAGGGGUAUCAGUGGCAGAUGCAACCAGGAAGUGAGGAGGCUGUUUAAAAUAAGCUGAGCUGAGUGAACCUCUACCCUGGAGACAGCAGACAGAGGAACCAUAACUAUUCAGAUUAUUUGAAUAUAUUUACGAUAUGAGAGGUGCAUAGGACAUAGAUCUAUUCUGUAGAUCUAUGCUGUAAUAGCACAGUGCAGAGCUCAUGAAGAUUAGGUAGGGUGAUCACAUCUGAUCAGACCAUGUCAGAAAGUCUCUUGGAAGAGAUCUUUUUAAAACGCUCCCAGCAGAAAAAGAAGACCUCUCCUUUAAACUUCAAGGAGAGGCUUUUCAUCCUCACAUUGGACAAGCUUGCCUACUAUGACUAUGAUCUGGACAAAGGGAAAAAGAAAGGGUUGAAAGGGACGGUGGACAUUGAUAAGAUCAAGUGUGUGGAAACAGUACAGCCAGAGCCAUGUGCCCCUGUGGAGCGCCAGUACCCAUUUCAGAUAAUCUACGAUGAAGGCCCACUCUAUAUCUUCGCAAAAAGCGAUGAGGUCCGGAAGCAAUGGAUACACAAACUUAAGCAUGUGGUACGCUUCAACAAGGACCUGAUGCAGAAAUACCACCCAUGUUUCUGGAUGGAUGGCAUGUGGCAGUGCUGCCAGCAGGAAGUCAAGCAAGCCAUGGGCUGCCGGGUGCUGGAGACCAAGAAUGGAGGGUUUUCCAAGGGGUCUCGAAGACAAUCUAGAAAACCACUUCCCCCUACGCCAGAAGAGGAGAAACCUUUGAGGCCUUUACCUCCACAGCCUCCUGAGCAGCCUGCACUCUCCACAGGGAUGACGGUGAUUGCAGAGUAUGCAUACACGCCUGGCACGCCCCAGGAUCUGGAGCUGAGGAAGGAUGAGGAGUACACCAUUCUAGAGAUGUCUGACGCCAACUGGUGGAAGGCCCGGGACAAAUAUGGCAAGGAAGGAUAUAUUCCUAGUAAUUACGUUGUGGAGGCUGGAAAUGAACUGGAAAGGUUUGACUGGUACUGCAAGAGCAUGAACCGCAGUCAAGCAGAAAAUCUGUUGAAGGCUGAGAACAAAGAUGGUGGUUUCUUAGUACGAGACUCAAGCAAAGUUGGAAAAUAUACAGUUUCUGUUUUCACCAAGGCUGGGGAAAGUGCUGGUAGCUGCAGACACUACAACAUCUGUACCACCCAACAAGGCCAGUUCUACUUGGCAGAGAAGCACAAUUUCAGCAGCAUCCCAGACCUCAUUAACUAUCACCAACACAAUGCAGCAGGUAUGGUGAGCAGGCUGAAAUACAUUGUGUCCAGUCAAACCCAAACUGCCCCAUCUACAGUAGGGCUUGGUUAUGGGAUAUGGGAAAUUGACCCACGCCACCUCACCUUCAUCAGAGAGCUAGGAAAUGGGCAGUUUGGUGUGGUCAAGUAUGGAAAGUGGCAGGGCCAGCACGACGUGGCUAUCAAGAUGAUCAAGGAGGGAUCCAUGUCAGAAGACGAUUUCAUAGAGGAAGCCAAAGUCAUGAUGAAACUUCGCCACGCAAAUUUGGUGCAGCUGUACGGGGUCUGCACCAAACAAAGGCCUAUCUACAUUGUCACCGAGUUCCUCGUCAACGGCUGCCUCCUGAGCUACCUGCGGGAAGGGCUGAAGCAGCACCCAUCCCCGAUCCAGCUUCUGGAGAUGUGUAAGGACGUCACAGAGGGCAUGGCUUAUCUGGAGUCUCAGCAGUACAUCCACAGAGACCUGGCCGCUAGGAACUGCUUGGUAGAUACUAAUGGGACCAUUAAGGUCACUGACUUUGGAUUGUCAAGGUACGUUCUAGAUGAUGAGUACACAAGUUCUGUCGGCGCCAAGUUCCCUGUGCGCUGGUCACCUCCUGAGGUCCUACUCUACUGCAGAUUCAGCAGCAAGUCAGACAUUUGGGCUUAUGGGGUUUUAAUGUGGGAGAUCUACACUUUGGGGAAGAUGCCAUAUGAACGGUUAAACAACAACGAAAUAGUGGAUCAGGUGUCCCGAGGCCAUCGUCUCUAUCGUCCCCAACUGGCCAAUGACAAAGUCUACAAUAUCAUGACGAGCUGUUGGCUGGAGAAGGCGGACGAAAGACCCACCUUCCAGGAGCUGUCGGUGACUGUGGAGGAUUUGCUUUAUGAGCUCCAGUAGAUUCAACCACCCCUUUCUGAGAUUGAGAUGGUUUACAGACUCAUCCUUCUGGCAGAUAAACUCACGCAACGAACACUCAAUGCUUAAUCACCUCUGGGCCUUAUCCAUUCAGGGACCUGCCUUUCGAGCCAUCCUGUGACAGCUGAGAGAUGCAUUAUGGUUGAACAUGACAAGCUCCAGUAAUGUGAAAUACAAUAUUUGAGAAUGUUAUUGCUGUGGAUUGUGAACAUGUUGUUUUAAAUGUUUUUCCUUAUUUAUUUCUCAUGUUUUCUUUUAUUCCCAUCACAGAUUAACUACAUUGAAAAGGAAUAUAGGUAUUUGUUUCUGUAUGUUUUUUUUUUUGGCGAAUUCACAAAAAUCUGUAGUAGAAAAAAAACUGUGUGAAAAUGUGGUUU
This is a messenger RNA of Esox lucius (northern pike), 2624 nucleotides long. It is a transcript of the gene btk, whose product is annotated as Bruton agammaglobulinemia tyrosine kinase. The coding region runs from base 322 to 2229 and encodes 635 amino acids. The record is from RefSeq and is a predicted model, not a curated record. Gene Ontology annotation, molecular function: non-membrane spanning protein tyrosine kinase activity; ATP binding; protein binding. Lineage: Eukaryota; Metazoa; Chordata; Actinopteri; Esociformes; Esocidae. The transcript is spliced from 19 exons. Gene Ontology annotation, biological process: B cell receptor signaling pathway; adaptive immune response; T cell receptor signaling pathway.